Messenger RNA from Lampris incognitus (smalleye Pacific opah), 4452 nucleotides. RefSeq lists its product as uncharacterized. The record is from RefSeq and is a predicted model, not a curated record. Lineage: Eukaryota; Metazoa; Chordata; Actinopteri; Lampriformes; Lampridae. Gene Ontology annotation, molecular function: nucleic acid binding; RNA-DNA hybrid ribonuclease activity. Gene Ontology annotation, biological process: DNA integration.
AUGUCAGGUCCCGAGUUGAGGGAUAUAGAGAAGGAGGCUGACAUAGAUUAUGAGCGGGAUGAUGUACCUCUGAUGAGGGAUGUGGCUGAGAUAAAUACCGCAGUCAGAGACAAAUUCCCCCUGCCCAAUAGGGGACAUGUUCCAAAGCUAGAAUGGAGCAAAGAUCACACCCCUAGAGAAUGUCUUAACAAAUCAAAGGAAGAUUGGACCCGGCAAACGGGCCAACACCCAGAUAGAAAGGGAGUACAACAGGAGUGGUUUAGGCGAGCCAUAUUAGAAGGAGUCCCGGAAAAAGUUAAAAAACCAAUGCUAGACAACCUUGACCUGCCGGGGAGCGACCCCGGCAUUUGGGAAAAACACCUUAUACAUCACCUGCAGAGGGCCAGGGAUGAGGAAAAGGACAAAGAGGAGCAAAUUAAAGAGCUUCAACAGCAAUUAUUGAAGCUGGAGUUGGGAAGAGCCCGCAAGGAAGCGACGGAUGUAAAACAGAAUAAAAAACAAAUGAUGGUCAGUGGUGGACCCGCUCCUCCACCGGACUUCCCACACAGCCCUGACUUAUACCCACUCCCUCCUUGGGAGCAGGGACCCCCGCCGGGAAGACUUAUGAAGUACGGUGGGGGCUAUUCAAACAGAGGGUUCCGUGGUGGGAGCGGUUUGAGAGGUGGCUGGGGCCGCGGGAGGGGUCGGGGACAGGCCUCCUACCAAGCUCGCCUAUUAGGACGAGAUUUGCUUAUGAAACUACAUGCCUCCAUCCUGUGUAGCGCCGAUGGCCUCACUGUGACUUUGCCCAAUGGACGUACCCUGCCCUGCCUGUCACACACGGCUGGACAGGGUCAAUGGCUUUUGAAAUCAACCGAACCAGAGUAUGCUGACAUUUACUGGGGACUGUUGCCCGACGGCCCUCCAGGUGACGGCAGUCUUCUGGACACCUAUAACGCCUGGAAACCUUGGAUCACCCACCUUGCGCCCUAUGCUCCUCCCCCCGACCCGCCGCAUCUCAUUCUGUUUUACGAUAGGGAUGGUGACGAUUGCUACCAACAAGAAUUUGACGACAUACAGGGCAAUCAAUGGGAGGUCCGGUUGACUGACCUUUAUGUGGCUCCGGAGGGGGUGGCGGCUGCUGCAUCCCUUACGGAGUCAAAAUUUGUGUGGUAUAGGAUGGGGGACGAGGCGGUACCACACGUGUCGCUGGCCCUCCAUCCUGACCAUCAGGCCAAGGACUUGGGUCCCAUGACUAAAACAGCCACGUCAGCGAGUGACUGGCAACGCUCUCAACUUCCGGGCGUCUUCUUCUCCCCCACUACUAACAUAUGGAAGAUUUCCCAUUCUUCCCUAGACACAGUGACGCUGUGUCACGAACAAAUUGGUAGGAGCCAUGGCAGGGAGAAAACGAAUCACCCCAUAGCACAAGCCCUUAUCGACAACCUACCAGACUCAUUAUGGUCAUCUGGACCAACGGAUGUGGGGUUGGUCGAUUGUACCCCUAUCUCCUUCACUCUGAACACUGACUGUCCCAUUUGGAUACCUCAGUACUCACGAAAGGCUGAAGCGGAGGAAGGCAUUGCUGAGACCAUUCAGGGCCUGUUGGCAUCUGGGGUCCUCGAGCCCUCCACUUCGGCCUGGAAUACGCCCAUCCUGCCGGUAGAAAAACCCGGUACAGGUACAUACCGCAUGGCUCAUGAUUUACGAUCCAUAAACAAUGUCCUACUGACCCCUACCAUUCCUGUCCCCAAUCCAUAUAUGGCUCUGAAUGCCCUGGACCCCCGACAGAAGUGGUUCACCUGUAUAGAUUUAGCUAACGCUUUUUUCUGCCUUCCCUUGGCCGACCACCUACGUGAUGUUUUCUCUUUUACAUUUCGUGGCCGUCAGUUCUGGUACACACGUGUGCCGCAAGGGUUUGCCAACUCGCCCGGCCUUUUCAAUCAGGUUCUCAAAGACAACCUGUCUGACUGCCCCUUUCCCCCGGACUGCACUUUGGUACAGUACGUUGACGACCUGUUGCUUGCAGCGCCUAGCCCCAGCUCUUGCACAUUGGCCACCGACCAGGUUCUCCGCCAUUUGUCUACCGCUGGGUUUAAAGUCAGCAAAACCAAACUUCAGGCUAUUAGGACGCAAGUCUCUUUUCUUGGCAGGGUCAUUUCUCAAAAAGGGGCGGCAAUAUCGGCGGCCCACAGAACUAACAUCCUCUGCCACCCCAAACCGUUGAAAGUCAAGGACAUGCUAUCUUUCUUGGGUUUAACUGGGUACAGCAGACAUUAAAUCCCCAAUUAUAUUGGGCUAACGACACCUCUCCGCCACAUGGUCAGAACAUGUGGCAUGCGCAAUCUCAAUGCGCACCUCCCUUGGUCCAUGGAAGCCGAGCACUGCUUCACUGAGUUAAAGCAAUUGCUCGCCCAAAGUGCCGAACUAGCUAUUCCAGAUCACACCCUGCCAUUCUUUUUAGAUGUUUCUGAAACAGAAGGUGUGGUAAAUGGCAUUCUGUUCCAGAAAAAAGGGGGUGAACGGAAGGUGUUGACAUACGCUAGCAUUAUGCUAGACGCAAUGGAAAAACGACACCCCCCACGUACACCACACACAGCAGGAAUAGCAAACAUUUUGCUAAAAACAGCACACAUAGUCAUGGGACACCCCCUUACAGUAUUAACAACACACAGCGUGGUGGCAUAUGUGAAUUCACAAAGAUUUACCAUGACCCCACUGCGGCAGCAACGAAUAACCAAGGCGUUAGAAGCCCCGAAUGUCACAUUUAUACAUAAAGGGAUCAACAUGGCAGACAGAAUGGGAACAGGAGAACCACAUGAGUGUGUGCGUAGAAUAGAGCAGGAAGAGAAGGUUAGGCCUGAUCUAGAGGCACAGGCCAUACCAGGGACAAAAACAUUGUAUACAGACGGGUGCUGCUAUAGAAAUGAAGAGACAGGCCUCCAGGCAGGAUACGCAGUGGUGAGACAAACAGAGGAGGGAUUUGAGACAGUAAUAGCCAAAAGAAUGGAGGGCCAGUUGUCAGCCCAGCGGGCAGAGAUCAAGGCACUUAUAGCAGCCCUGGAAUGGAGCAGGGGAAAGGAGGUAACCAUUUAUUCAGAUUCUGCCUAUGCUGUGGGGGCAGUGCAUAUUAAAAUUCCCCAAUGGAAAAGAGUAGGGUUUCUUACGGCAGGGGGGAAACCGAUCAGACACGAACAAGAAAUGAAAGAACUACUGGAGGCAAUACAGUUGCCCCAAAAGGUGGCCAUAGUAAUGGGUCACGAUCCCACCAACACCCCGGUUGCGAAGGGAAAUCAGGAGGCGGACCGGGUAGCCAAACAAGUGACAGGGUACAGGGUAUCCUAUCAACUAAUAGUGUAUGAAGACGAGGUGUUGAGGGCCAAAUGGGAUCAUGAAACGAUCAAAUAUUUUCAGGGGGAAGCAGGCCUCCACGAGAAAGCAGUAUGGGUUCAACGGGGAGCCACAGAAGUAGAGGGCCUGUGGCAGGGCCCAGACAGGAGAGUGGUCCUACCCCCGGGAAUAAGAAAAAGGGCGCUACAAGAGGCCCAUGGGGAGAUUGUCUUAGACUACACCGAUAUGGGUGAAUCCGGAAAAGUGAAGGGAUAUCAAUAUCUAUUGGUAUGUGUAGACCAGUUGACUGGAUGGCCCGAGGCAUGGCCGGCAAAAAAGGAAGACAGUGCGACGGUCAUCAAAUGCCUAAUUAACUAUUAUAUCCCAAGACAUGGGUUUCCAGCUAAAAUAAGGACAGAUAACGGCACCCACUUUAAAAAUUCAGACCUGCAGAAAGUGGAAGCCAUGUUAGGAUUGAAGCACGCCUUCGGAACCGUGUACCACCCACAGUCACAAGGUAAGGUAGAAAGGAUGAACCAAAACCUCAAACAAAAACUAGCUAAGAUCUGCGCGCAGACAAAAAUGAAUUGGGUGGGUGCCUUACCUUUGGCACUUAUGACAAUAAGGUCCUCCAUAAACCAAGGAACGGGAUUCACACCGUAUGAAUUAAUGACAGGCAGACAGUUUCCGGGGCCGGGAGCGGCCCCCCAAGAUAAGAUGGGGAACCGGGGAAUGAAUGCCGGAAAAUGCUUUAAGGAAUUACAAGCUCUUGUUUCAGACUUUUCCCAACAGGUGGGCAAGAAGCAGACACAGCCAACAGGGAUGACCUUGCCAACGGCAAAGUGGGUCCUCCUGCGAGUCAUUAAGAGGAAGUGGUCGGAACCCAGGUGGACAGGACCAUACGAGGUAACGGAAAGGACCUCACACGCGGUGAGGCUGAAAGGGAAGGGGACCACCUGGUACCACUGGAGCCAGUGUGCAGCAGCCGAGGAACCAGGUAGAACCCUGCAAGACAUACAGGACGAUCUACAAGAAGCGUCCACCUCUUCGGGUGGACUCGAAGGUUCACUGACCCUCCCCGAAGCCGACACUGUUAGCAGAAGUCAGGGUGAAAGUGCUGGUAACCUCUCCCCUAGGUCAUAG